Molecule: messenger RNA, 1659 nt
Organism: Cucurbitaria berberidis CBS 394.84
Lineage: Eukaryota; Fungi; Ascomycota; Dothideomycetes; Pleosporales; Cucurbitariaceae
Product: amino acid transporter
Exons: 7
Coding region: 1-1659 (552 amino acids)
Biological process (GO): transmembrane transport
Cellular component (GO): membrane
Molecular function (GO): transmembrane transporter activity
Source: RefSeq, a predicted model, not a curated record
AUGGAGAAGCGUAUUGACCUGCAGACGUUCGAGGAUGAUGUUUUUCGGACCAGGGCCAAAGGGUCAAUAUCGGAGACCAAGGGUCAGGAUUUCGAUCGCGAUAGAUAUGAGUUGGCCAGAGUAGGAAAGCAACAGGUGUUGAAGCGUCGCUUCGGUCUUGUGAGCAUGACCGGCCUCUCAUGUGGUCUGAUGUGCACUUGGGAGAGUUUGCUAGUCAUCUUCUCAAUUGGCUUCACGAAUGGCGGGCCCGCUGGUCUCAUAUACGGCUUCAUUAUCAUCUGGCUCGGCAACUUCUCGGUCUUCAUCUGCAUCGGCGAGCUGGCGAGCGCUGUCCCGACUGCAGGAGGUCAAUACCACUGGGUCUCCCUCCUUGCCCCUCGAUCCAAUAAGAAAUUCUUCAGCUACGUUACCGGUUGGCUCACGGUCAUUGGUUGGAUUGCCGCCCUGACUUCCGUGUGCUUUUUCGUUGCCGACUUGAUUCUGCAGCUAGUCAGUCUAAACGAUUUCGGCGGGGGCUUCGUACGAGAAGGGUGGCAUGGAACACUUCUCCUGUGGGCAAUAUUACUGCUUUGUGUUUUCAUCAACGUCUUUGUCAGCGGCGCACUGCCAGCGAUCGAGGUAGUGGUGUUGAUUGUUCAUGUCCUCGGCUUUUUCGGGAUUCUAGUUCCCCUGGUCUACUUGACAUCAACCCACAACUCGGCUAAGCAAAUCUUCACGACUUUUCACAACACUGGGAAUUGGAGCACUCAGGCUUUGGCCUUUUUCGUUGGCUUGCAAGGCAAUGCGUUAGCAUUCGUUGGAACGGAUUCGGUCGUUCAUAUGUCUGAAGAGGUCAGGAACGCCAGCACCGAUGUUCCGCGCUCCAUGCUCUUCAGUCUUGUCAUCAACGGCUCAUUGGCACUGGGAAUGCUUUUCGCCGUCCUCUUCAGCGCCGAAGACAUUCAAGGGCUGCUCGAUGAAGACGCGCCAACCUCACCUUUCAUUCGAAUCUUUCGUCAUGCUGUUGGCUCUGAGGCUGGUGCAACCGUCAUGGUCAGCAUCAUCAUUCUUCUAGAAUUCUGCAGUGCCAUGGGCUGUUUAGCUGCAGCCUCCCGAAUGACUUGGUCCUUCGCUCGUGAUCGAGGGCUUCCGUUCUCGCGCGCUCUCAGUAUGAUCGACAAGCGUUCUACCAUUCCAGUGGUUGCUAUCAUCGUGGUUACAGUGUUUUCAGCCCUACUUGCCCUAAUCAAUAUCGGAAACAAUGCCGCUUUCAACGGGACAAUAUCCUUGGUGUUGGAGGGCUUCUACCUUUCUUACCUUCUGGCUCUCGGUCUCUUACUUUGGAGGCGGCUACGUGGCGACUUAGACAAUCCCGACUCAUCCCUGACGAUCUUCAAUUCGGGGCACGUUGACGAAGCCUACGAUCGUAGUCUGACCUGGGGGCCAUGGCGCUUGAAAGGCGCGCUUGGCGUUGCCAACAAUGUCGUCGCAAUCUGUUACCUACUGUUGAUCAUCUUCUUCAGCUUCUGGCCGAACACAGUAAAUCCAGACCUAAUGCACAUGAACUGGGCCGGUGUGGUAACGGGGUCAGUUGCAUUGUUCAGCGUGGCCUACUAUCUCCUCUUCGCAAACAAGUCGUACACUGGACCGAUCGUCGAGGUGGACCCGCACGUUCUAUAA